Molecule: messenger RNA, 749 nt
Organism: Lutzomyia longipalpis
Lineage: Eukaryota; Metazoa; Arthropoda; Insecta; Diptera; Psychodidae
Product: translocon-associated protein subunit gamma
Exons: 2
Coding region: 90-653 (187 amino acids)
Biological process (GO): SRP-dependent cotranslational protein targeting to membrane
Cellular component (GO): membrane; endoplasmic reticulum
Source: RefSeq, a predicted model, not a curated record
CCCUCUCGCAUGACAACUCAUCACAACUCACUUCCAAUUUCUGUAGUGUUGAAAGUUUCUAGUGCUCCCGGGAAAAUCCUCAAGGAAAAAUGGUUACGCAAAAGGCAGCAAAGAGUUCGGGAUUCACAAAGGAGGAGGAACUCCUCCUGCAGGAUUUCAGCAGGAAUGUGAGCACAAAAUCCUCAGCAUUGUUCUACGGGAAUGCCCUGAUUGUCUCAGCAAUUCCCAUUUGGCUCUUCUGGCGCAUCCACAUGAUUGAUUUGGUGUCUUCGAUCAUCUUCUUCGUGGCUGUCACCGGGUUGACCACCUACCUCAUUGCCAUGGCGUACAGAAACACCAAAUUCUCCCUGAAGCACAAAUUCGCCGUGAAACGCGAGGAUGCCGUUACCCGGGAGAUGACCAAACUCCUCGCGGAUGACAAGAAAUUGAGCCGAAAGGACAAAGAUGAGAGGAUUCUGUGGAAGAAGAAUGACGUAGCUGACUACGAAGCCACCACUUUCUCCAUCUUCUACAACAACGCACUCUUCCUGGCCAUUGUAGUCUUUGUCAGCUUCUACGUCCUCCGAACUGCAUCACCCACAUUCAAUUACAUCGUUUCCGUGACUGGAGCUGGAGGUCUCCUGGCACUUCUUUCCACCGGGAAAUCAUCAUAAAUCUCCACAGCAUAAAACAAAAGAAAAAGUUUUUUUUGUAUGUAUAAUUUAUUUCGAGGCAAAGAAAAAAAUCCUUUAAUACUCGAAAAAAGUGAA